This is a messenger RNA of Coregonus clupeaformis (lake whitefish), 1529 nucleotides long. Its product is annotated as synaptotagmin-1-like. Lineage: Eukaryota; Metazoa; Chordata; Actinopteri; Salmoniformes; Salmonidae. The transcript has 9 exons. Gene Ontology annotation, cellular component: dense core granule; axon; synaptic vesicle membrane. The coding region runs from base 117 to 1310 and encodes 397 amino acids. Gene Ontology annotation, molecular function: calcium-dependent phospholipid binding; clathrin binding; phosphatidylserine binding. Gene Ontology annotation, biological process: regulation of dopamine secretion; synaptic vesicle endocytosis; calcium ion-regulated exocytosis of neurotransmitter. The record is from RefSeq and is a predicted model, not a curated record.
GGAUGAUUGGGAUCAAGAAGUGGACUAGACACAUCAUUGGAAUUUAAAUUUCUGGAAACAAACGUGUCUAUUAUCAUUGGAGAAAAGGUCUCAGCUAUUCACCCCAUACAUACACCAUGUUUCCUACAACCCCAUUAACUAAGGGCACCGUAACCCCUAACACUACUGCCAGCCCCACAACCGCCGCUCCUGGGUUUAUAGACCAACUACUGAACAAGAUUCCCUUGCCAAGAUGGGCUAUUUACACCAUCUUUGCCGUCAUCGUCUUGAUGUUUUUGGUGUGUAUUAUCUGCAUCUGUGCGAAAUGCUGCUGCAAGAGCAAGAAAAAGAGAAAAAAGAAGCCGGACGCUCAUAUCAAUCUACAAGGGGUGAAUGGUUCCUCAACUACAUCGCUAGUCCAACCUGGCUCGGAUGAUGCAGGCUACGGCUCAGCUAAAAACCGGGGAAGACUGCUCUACUCUCUGGAAUACAAGGCACAAGAGCUGACAGUGGGGCUCAAAGAGGCUGCAGCUCUGACAGCCAUGGACCGGAGAGGCACCUCUGACCCCUAUGUUAAAGUCUACAUCACCCCCAACAAGUCAAAGACAUUCGAAACUAAGGUCUUCAGGAAAACCCUCAACCCCGUGUUCAAUGAACACUUCAAAUUUAAGAUUGACAAGGCUGAGCUAAAUGAGUCCACCAUAGUCAUGAAAGUGUUCGACUUCGAUAGAUUCUCCAAACACGACAUCAUUGGGGAGCUGAGGCUGCAGCUCGGAAACAUUGACUGGAACCAUGUGAUUGAAGAGUGGGAAGACCUGAGAGAACCCUCCAAGAUUGAGGAUGAAAUUCUGGGGGAGAUCUGCUUCUCGUUGCGCUACGUCCCCACCACUAACAAGCUGACUGUUGUCAUCCUGGAAGCCAAGAACCUAAAGAGUAUGGACAGAGGGGGCUCAUCAGAUCCCUAUGUAAAAGUGCAGCUAGCUCUGGACAAGAAGAAGUGGAAGAGAAAGAAGACAUCUGUUAAAAAGUCGACACUGAAUCCCUACUUCAACGAAUCCUUUACGUUUGAUGUGUCGUUUGAACAAAUUCAAAGGGUUCAGCUGAUGAUCUCUGUGUGGGACCAUGACAAGUUGACCAGGAACGACGCCAUAGGGAAGAUUUUCCUGGGUUGUGAUGCUGCAGGGAACCAGCUGAGGCACUGGGCAGACAUGCUGUCCAACCCCCGUAGGCCUGUGGCCCAGUGGCACAACCUGCUUUCCAACGAACAGGUGGACUCCACCCUCGACCUCAAACACUCAGUCAGGAUCCCCUUCAUCAAUAAGAACUUUUGAGAAAUCUUAGACUCGCUUGCCAGACUCAUGGCACUCAAGCAGCUGUGGGAAGAGGCUAGAGAAAAUCCUCCUCCGUGGCCUGACAUAACCAGAUUCCUCCCUCUACUUCACUAAGCUAAUAGCGGCUUGGAGGCCCUAGCACUUCUAAACACUGCAAAAUACAGUGCCUUCAGAAAGUAUUCACACCCCUUGACUUUUACAGCCUGAAUUUAAAAUGUA